Messenger RNA from Penicillium antarcticum, 1800 nucleotides. Its product is annotated as MFS transporter. Bases 1 to 1800 code for a protein of 599 amino acids. The record is from RefSeq and is a predicted model, not a curated record. Lineage: Eukaryota; Fungi; Ascomycota; Eurotiomycetes; Eurotiales; Aspergillaceae. Gene Ontology annotation, biological process: transmembrane transport. The transcript has 3 exons. Gene Ontology annotation, molecular function: transmembrane transporter activity.
AUGUCGGAAGAUAAUAAAGAAUCUGGCCCGGCCAGGUCUCGGUCGACUUCAUUAUCAAGUUCGGGGUCCGAUUCACAUGUAUCGAGGACGAGAUCGCGCUCGCGCAGUUUGGCAGGCUCCCUCAAGACGAGACUGCGGUCUUUGUCGAAUCCUGGGAUGGCACAGGUCGAUCGGGUUUAUUCAGGCAGACAUAUGAAUGACCAGUCUGUCUAUCAUAGUGACGAUGGAUCCAACGACGAGGAAUCACUCCAAGGCGAAGGGAGGCCCGAUACGAUACAGGAAGUGAGGAACGGCGUCGUGAACGAGCGCGAUGUUGAUUUGGAGAAGGGCGAUGCGCAACAUCCCGAGCUCGAGAAAUCCAGGACGUCAAAGUCGAAUAGGUCGCGAAAUGAUCCGACAUUGGUGACCUGGGAGGGCCCUGAAGACCCGGAAAAUCCGAAGAACUGGAGCACGAAGAAGAAGUGGGCAGCUACUAUUACUGUCUCACUGUUCACGUUUAUCUCGCCCGUUUCAUCUUCGAUGGUUGCGCCGGCACUCUCAUCACUCGCUGCUGAAUUUAACGUUACGGACCAAGUGGUCUCUCAACUCAUGCUAUCAAUCUUUGUCCUAGCCUACGCUGUUGGUCCAUUAUUCCUCGGUCCUCUCUCAGAAAUCUAUGGCCGAACAAUUGUCCUUCAACUUGCCAACCUCUUCUUUCUCGUCUUUAACAUCGGAUGUGCGGUGUCAAAGAACAAGGUCCAAAUGAUCGUUUGUCGUUUCUUCGCUGGACUAGGAGGAAGUGCUCCACUAGCUAUUGGCGGAGGCGUCCUCUCGGACUGUUUCCACGCCGAAGAGCGUGGAAAGGGCAUCGCAAUCUACAGUCUAGCACCACUGCUAGGCCCCGCCCUAGGCCCAAUCGCCGGAGGUUUCAUCGCAGAAAACACAACGUGGCGCUGGGUCUUCUACUCAACAUCAAUCUUAGACGGUUUGAUCCAGGUAAUGGGUCUCUUCUUCCUCCGCGAAAGCUACGGACCCAAAAUCCUCCUCGACAGAGCAAAGCGCAUCCGCAAAGAAACAGGCGACGAAUCCUACCAAACAGAAGCAGAGCGACAAAAGAAGACCCUCCCACAAGUCCUCCGCGGCUCACUCAUCAGACCAUUUAAACUCCUUCUCACACAACCAAUCGUCCAAGUCCUCGCCCUAUUCAUGGCAUACAUCUACGGCAUCAUGUACCUUGUCCUAUCGACAUUCCCCACCCUCUGGACAAGCCCAGAAUAUUACAACGAGUCCAUCGGUAUCGGCGGCUUGAACUACAUCUCACUAGGUAUAGGCUUCUGGCUCGGAUCGCAGAUCUGCGCGCCCCUCAACGAUCGAAUCUACCGCCGUCUCAAAGCCCGCAAUGGCGGCGUUGGAAAACCUGAAUUCCGCGUUCCACUCUUGUUCGUUGGUGCCUUUUUCAUUCCUAGUGGACUGUUCAUCUACGGCUGGACAGCGCAGGAACAUUGCCAUUGGAUCGCGCCCAAUAUCGGUGCUGUGCUCUUUGGUACUGGUACCAUCGUUGCGUUCCAGUGUAUCCAGACUUACAUGGUUGAUACGUAUACGCGUUUCGCGGCUAGUGCCCUUGCUGCUGGUGCAUUUUUGCGGUCUUUAGCUGGGUUUGGUUUCCCGCUUUUCGCGCCAUACAUGUAUAAUGCACUGCAUUAUGGUUGGGGCAAUAGUUUGUUAGCUUUCUUAGGCAUCAUCAUUGGGGCUCCUGCGCCUGUGUUCCUGUGGAAGUUUGGUGAGAUGUUGCGGAAGAAGAGUACUUAUGCUGCUGGAUAA